CCAGUUGGAUUUGUGUGUAAUCACGGUGGCACUAAUGAUUGGGCGGCUGGGCCGGGCCUGUCACAGCGAAUGCACGGCCAGCCCAGCUAUACAACCCUGUGAAUUGGCUGGGUGGAUGGGCCAGGUCAAGCCGGGCUUUAUCUGAUCCGCAACGCGAGACCGCGCGCGAAUCAUUCAUCGCAUACUUUGGGCUGAAAUCUUGUCUAAGUGGGUCCAUUUCAGGGUGAUCCCCAGACGUGACCAUGAUGGGCUGAGAAUUGAGAUCCGCAGCUCCAUGGGCCCGGACCAGUUGGAUCAACGAAUCAGAAACUCAGAAUCACACGAUACGAGACAGAACCAACGGUGGAUGCCGCACAGUCGCCGGAUGCGACCCCGCUGCACGGUCGCUGGUUCAUCUUCCUCUUCCCUCCGGGGCCAGUGUCUCGCCGGCGCCAUGGCCCCCGGCGUCUCCUUCGUGCCCUGGCUACCGGUAGCCAUAUCCUGUACCCUCCUCGCCGGUGCCGGCGUGGAUCAGCUCCUUGAGGUUCUUUGCGUGGGUGGGCACUGCAACACCUGUUUCUGCAAAAUUGCAAGUUCACGAGGGCUGCGAGUUCCUCCUAUGGCAGUCUGGAUCAUAGCAUACUUCUAAAAGAAGUUGGAUUCGAUGGAAAAGCUUUGAAGCUGAUAUCUCACCGGUUAUUGAUUGCACAACCACUACCUGAUGGGCUUUAUUAAAGAAAGGACGGACCCAAGAGAAAUUGCUUCAUCCUACAGCUACAGAGCACCAUUGAAAAUAUCGCCUUGGAAAAGCACCAUAUCACAAAGAAUUCAUGAAAGGAGAACCCCAAAACGAAAAGGUUACAUCCAGCUAAUCCCAAACCCUGUCCAUCAGAACCGAUCGAGCACCUGCUAGAAAGAUUCCUAAACUAGUUACUAAACCCCACUCCAAAGUCCUAAUCCGUAUCAUAUUAUUCCUCCGUUCCCCGAGCUGCCCCUCCACCGAAUCCAGGUCAUCAUCAUCACUGCACUUUGUUCGUGUCAUCGUGUACUUUGCUUCCAGAGCCAGGAACCACAGCAACCACUUCUCGCUUCCUCCAGCUCACUGGUGUUCUUGCCAAGUCAAAGGUGGAGAAGAUCGAAUCUUUUUGCUCCCACUGUUCCUUUCCUGUUCUUCGUUCAGCGCCAUGAGCAGUACGCUGCUUCGGGUCUACCCUUCCGAGCUCAAGAUCCCCUAUGAGGUGAAGAAGCAGCGAUCUUGCUGCAUGCAGCUGACGAACAGGACCGAUCAAUUCGUGGCCUUCAAGGUGAAAACAACGAGCCCGAGGAAGUACUCGGUCAGGCACAGCUGCGGCAUACUGCUUCCACGGGGCUCGUGCAAUGUAACAGUUACUAUGCAAGCACCUAUGGAGAUGCUAUCAGACCACCACUGCAAGGACAAGUUCCUCGUGCAAAGCGUUGUGGUGCAGGACAGAGCGACGAUGGAAGACUUUGGUCCUCAAUUGUUCACUAAAGCACCAGGUAGGCUAAUUGAGGAGUUCAAGUUGCGAGUGGUGUAUAUUGCUGCUAAUCCUCCCUCACCAGUUCCGGAGGAAGAAGAGGAAGAGGAUUCAUCUCCUCUGUCAGAGGUGGUCUCUGGAGUAAAGACCUCAUCUACAUUUGAUGUUGCGGAUAGAUGUAUAGGUGCUUCUGCAUCAGAACCUUGUUCUGAGGGUACCUCUGUAAUAUUGGAGCUGGUUGGAGAGAGAGACUAUGGAGUAGACAAAAAUCAGAAGGUUCUGCAAGAAAUGGAACUGCUUGGGGAGACAAGGUCAUCUCAACAGGGAUUCUCACUGAUGUUUGUAGUGUUCGUCUUCAUGUCAUCUGUGUUCAUUGGACACUUGAUGAACGAAAUCAAGGUCUAGCCAAAAUAACAAUUGUAAAAAGAAAAGUAGGAUCUGCAUUUCUACCAACACUGUCACCGACUCGAAGUCGAGUUCUCCAUACAAAUUUCUCUUAGUAGUUUCACAUUUCAUCAUAGCUUCACUCCCUAUAACACGCAGUACUAUUCUAGAAACAGAAAGGGUUCAUCAGGAACCUGUAGUUAAUUUGUGCAUUCAAAUGUAUUUUCUGAAGGUAGUUUUUUAUGAAUAGAUUUUGAGAGGAUUUCUUGA
This is a messenger RNA of Panicum hallii, 2129 nucleotides long. RefSeq names its product vesicle-associated protein 1-3-like. Gene Ontology annotation, biological process: endoplasmic reticulum membrane organization. Gene Ontology annotation, cellular component: plasma membrane; endoplasmic reticulum membrane. Lineage: Eukaryota; Viridiplantae; Streptophyta; Magnoliopsida; Poales; Poaceae. Bases 1164 to 1880 code for a protein of 238 amino acids. The transcript is spliced from 9 exons. The record is from RefSeq and is a predicted model, not a curated record.